UGGCUAUUCCUAACUAGUUAGACGCACAACUCGUAUCGACGCCGUCCGCUCGUCGUGUGGAUCAGCGCCCCAGGGCCCACACGGACCCACUAGAUUGUGCCUAUUUCCUCUUUUCUCAGCGCAUACGGAGAGAAUACAUGUCCUAUCGUAUCUGCCAUCCUACCUACGCUAGACGUGUAGCAUGUACUCGCCUACCCCCCGUCCACUACCCCGUGACCAGCCCCCACCCCCGACCAUCCCCAUCCGCGAUUCAAAAUUCGAAUCGAAGCAGGCAGACGCAGCUGCAUCGAGCGGACGAACCACGGCCUCCCCAUCCACGCGCCUGGAUCCCUAGGUUUCUUCACGAUUCAACGAUGAAUCUCGGUGCAGAGUCAUUCACGGAUCUCCUCUUCAGAUUUUGUUCCCAGCCGGCCGCAACAGAGGGCGUCCCAGAUCUGGGAUUGCUAGAGGAGGAGGAGGAGGAGGAGGAGGAGGAGGAGGAGGAGGAGGAGCGCAUCCAUCCUAAUUUCCAGAAUCAUUCUCCUUCUUCAAGCCAAGAUGGAGAGAAAUCUGGUGCCACAGAUUCAGGAACUCCUGAAGAUCAGGAGGCUAUGCCAGAUUUCUCUAACGUCCCAGAUAUUGACGAUGCAGAAGAGACCCAGCCUGAAUCGCAUCCGAUUUCAGUUCCGUGGACUCAAAGGGUCCGGCUUGGCAAGAUUCCUGACAACCGUGCCACAUUAUCGGGAAGGAAAAGUGCUUUGGAAAAGGCCAUGAGAAAUUACAUUGAUAAGAAGUCAGAGUUCGUCGUCAAGCCAGAGAUCGGCCAGGAAUUUGAUUCUCUGGCCGAAGCUUACGACUUCUACAACCUAUACUCGUGCUACGAUGCAUUUGGGAUGCCUAUAAUUGGCCGGACGAAACGGGCCGAGUGGAGCAAAGCUCGGUUUCACGCUAAAGGCGUGUGCGAUUCCGCUCACAUUACUUUUUUCCUCGACUCCCCCUUCCUUUUCCUCGGACGCAGGUCGCGAUUACAGCCGCCAUAGAGUAAGGACGUCUCAAUGCAAACCCCUAAAACAGACACGAUAUUUCUCCGCGGACAGUGAUGGGGAGUCGGCAUUUCAACCAUGCCCGCAUAUAUUUCAAACCGGAUUUG
This is a messenger RNA of Triticum aestivum (bread wheat), 1129 nucleotides long. Its product is annotated as splicing factor, arginine/serine-rich 19-like. Lineage: Eukaryota; Viridiplantae; Streptophyta; Magnoliopsida; Poales; Poaceae. The coding region runs from base 138 to 1019 and encodes 293 amino acids. The transcript is spliced from 3 exons. The record is from RefSeq and is a predicted model, not a curated record.